This is a messenger RNA of Trypanosoma conorhini, 1665 nucleotides long. Its product is annotated as phosphoglyceromutase. Gene Ontology annotation, biological process: glucose catabolic process. The transcript has a single exon. Lineage: Eukaryota; Euglenozoa; Kinetoplastea; Trypanosomatida; Trypanosomatidae. The coding region runs from base 1 to 1665 and encodes 554 amino acids. Gene Ontology annotation, cellular component: cytoplasm. The record is from RefSeq and is a predicted model, not a curated record. Gene Ontology annotation, molecular function: manganese ion binding.
AUGUCAGCGCUUUCUCUUGUGCAGCACGCCACGCUCCCCCGCCGCAAGUUGCUGCUUGUGGUGAUGGACGGCGUCGGCAUUGGCCCCGGCGACGCGUACGACGCGGUGCACUUGGCGAAGACACCCUUCAUUGACUCGCACAGCGCCGACGCAAAGCACUUUCGCUCCGUCUGCGCCCAUGGCACCGCCGUCGGACUCCCUACGGAUGCAGAUAUGGGCAACAGUGAAGUGGGACACAACGCCCUUGGCGCGGGCCGUGUUGCGUUGCAGGGCGCCUCGCUUGUUGACGAUGCCCUCAAAAGCGGUGAUUUAUUUACCGGCGCCGGUUACCGUUACCUUCACGGCGCCUUCUCGCAGCCAGGACGCACCCUUCACCUCAUCGGCUUGCUAAGCGACGGCGGUGUCCACUCCCGCGACAACCAGAUUUACGAGAUCAUCAACCACGCCAGCUCGAAUGGGGCGAAGCGUAUCCGCGUGCACGUCCUCUACGACGGCCGCGACGUCCCUGAUAAAAGCUCCUUCAAGUUUACGGAUGACCUGGAGGCCGUCCUUGAAAAGACCCGCCAAAAGGGCUGCGAUGCCCGCAUUGCAAGCGGCGGCGGUCGCAUGUUUGUUACGAUGGAUCGCUACGAGGCGGACUGGGCGGUAGUCGAACGGGGCUGGAGGUCGCAGGUGUUGGGUGAGGCGCGAGCCUUUGCCUCUGCGAAGGAGGCCAUCACAACCUUCCGCGCAGAGGACCCAAAAGUUACGGAUCAGUACUACCCACCGUUCGUCGUCAGCGACGCGAGCGGCAAGCCGCUGGGCCCCAUCGAAGACGGCGAUGCCGUGCUCUGCGUCAACUUCCGCGGCGACCGUGUCAUUGAGAUGUCGCGGGCCUUUGAGGAGGAGGAUUUCGACAAGUUCGAUCGGGUUCGUGUUCCCAAGGUGCGCUACGCCGGCAUGAUGCGCUACGACGGAGAUUUGGGUAUUCCCAACAACUUUCUGGUGCCGCCGCCGCGGCUCUCGCGGACGAGCGAGGAAUAUCUCAUCGGCUCCGGCUGCCACAUCUUCGCCUGCUCCGAGACACAAAAGUUCGGCCACGUGACGUACUUCUGGAACGGCAACCGCAGCGGCAAGUUGGAUGAGGAGCACGAGACCUUCCUUGAGAUCCCCAGUGAUCGUGUGCAGUUCAAUGAGAAGCCCCUCAUGAAGAGCAAAGAAAUCACCGACGCGGCAAUUGAUGCGUUGAAGAGCGGCAAAUACGAUGUAGUUCGCAUCAACUUCCCCAAUGGAGAUAUGGUGGGCCACACGGGUGACCUCGCGGCGACAAUUGUUGGCGUAGAGGCUGUGGAUGAGUCGCUGCAGCGGCUGAAGGAGGCCGUCGACGCGGUCAACGGCGUCUACCUUGUCACCGCUGAUCACGGCAACUCCGACGACAUGGUGCAGCGCGACAAGAAGGGGAAGCCGCUCGUGGGCGCCGACGGAAAGGUCCUCCCGCUGACUUCGCACACGCUGGCGCCCGUGCCCGUGUUUAUCGGUGGCGCCGGGCUGGAUGAGCGUGUGAGAAUGCGCACGGAUCUCCCAAGGGCCGGGCUGGCGAACUUGACAGCGACGUUCCUCAACCUGAUGGGCUUCACCGCGCCGGCGGACUACGAGCCUUCGCUCAUCGAGGUGGCCCCGAGCUGA